Messenger RNA from Didymodactylos carnosus, 579 nucleotides. The record is from the annotation of a GenBank genome assembly. Lineage: Eukaryota; Metazoa; Rotifera; Eurotatoria; Philodinida; Philodinidae.
AGGAUGAUGAACCUCCUUCUCCAUCGAUCGAUAGUGGUAGUACGGCAGCCACCGUGACUAUGGUUCAUCAACCGAAUACGAAAGAUCAUAAUAAAUAUCCAGAACAUGUGACAAGUGUGACCUAUGUGGUACGAAAACAUUAUGAAAAUUUUGAAACUAUUGAUUGGUUGAAAGAUUUGAUGAGAAAUCGUAUUCGUCAUCGAAUAUUGAGAAGUCAACGACGUGAUAGUUGUCGAAAACGUUUUUUAUAUUAUUAUGAUGCAUGGAGUGGAUGGAUAUGUGUGUUGUUAGUGGGAAUAUCAGCUGUAGCUGGUUUUGUUGAUAUUGGAGCAAAAUGGAUGAGUCAUUGGCGAACAGGCGUAUGUAAAAAAGCAUUUUGGUUAAAUCGAGAACAAUGUUGUUGGGGUUCAACAGAUGUUCAUUUCGAUGAAGUACACAACGAAAUAUGUUCACAUUGGCAUAGUUGGUCUGAUAUAAUUGGUCUGACGCAAACGACUGCAGCUGCAUGGUUUUUUCGGUAUUUUAUGUUCGUAUCGUGGUCUGUCGUAUAUGCAGCAUUCAUUGUUGUAUUAGUGGUUG